AUGUAUAAUAGUUUGUGUUAUAACGGUACUUUAAAUCAAGUGUCUGAAGAUACCCAUUGGUAUCCAUUUAUGAAAAUCGCCAUUGAAUAUAUGCGUGAUAAACAUCCAUUAUCAGGACUACGCGACGAUGAACUUGGACAAAAGUUACUUGUAUUUCUAUUUGGUGUGGCUUGCCAUCAAGUGGCUGAUGCUGCGUGGCAUGCAAAUUUAACAGGCUGUCCGAAUGGAUUUAUCGAUGCAACAGCCUGGGAGAGUUUUAAUGGCAAUCGAGAAAUGGCACAUUCAAGUGAUGAUACAGGUGGAGAUAGUGUUAUUAAUUACGAAUUACCGGUCGGUUAUAUCGGGCUUAUCGACAAGUGGUUUGUUCCAAGCCACGAACUUGAAGAGAUCUAUGCGCGAUAUGCUGAUGCCUAUAACUCACCACUGGAAAAUAAUGCUACUGAGAUGCGUAUUCAAACCUGCUCUAGUAUUAUUUUCGGCGGACGAUUUGCUGAUGCUCUUCUUCUCGGUCUUCUAUAUCCCACAUACUCAUCCAAUAAUAGUUUUCUACUCGAUCAACUGCACGAAUACUACUAUGGUAGUUUACCAAAUAUGGCUCAGCUAGCGGUUCGAUAUUGGGAUCAGAUUAUUGCAAUGUAUGAAAAUGGAACAAAUAUUUGUACAUUGACCGGCAUUAAUCCAUAUUAUCUGAACUGUACCAUUCCUCACACUGUUACACAUCAACAACAGCAAGAAUUAACAUCAUACGUUCAAUCAGCACCUUCAGGUUAUUUACCUUUUUCAGACAACACUUUAUCAUUAUUGCCGCCAUUGGGCACCACCGAAAUUCUGACUGGGCUCAUUUCAAAUCAAAGUUAUGCCGCAUUUGGUUAUGCAACCCUCUUUGGUGAUUUUAACGGUGAUGGACGUACCGAUCUUGUCGUGUCAGCACCCGAUUAUUAUGUACUCGGAUGUGUACAAGGUGGUCGAGUGUUCAUUAUAUAUGGUCAAGAGAAUCGUUUUCUCAUACCCGACCAUCAAAUUUCGAUUAUUGAAGGACUUGCCAAUCAAACACUUAUUUCGCCCGUAUGUGAUGGCGAUCGAUUCGGUUCAGCAUUGGCUAGCCUUAAUUUGAACAACGACGGAUUUAACGAUCUGGUCGUUAGCAGUCCAUCACACGGAUUCGGCUUUCGUGGAGCAGUAUUUGUGUUUGCCGGUAGUGCAGACGGCCUUCAACUUCAACCAUAUAUGCGUAUUGAUGGAGUGAAUGAACAUGACUCAAUUGGAUUUGGACUAUAUACGGCACAUCUCGAUAAUGAUAAUCGACUUGAUUUGAUCAUUACUAGUCCAUACGCUCAACCGAACGGUUAUAAUCAGCCACAACAAGGAGCUGUCUGGAUCUUCAAGAGCUCUGAUCCUCAAAUGUCGAGUAAUAAUCUCACUGUUGCCAAUGCAUCGUUCACCAUUUAUGGUGAAACAGCGAAAUCAAAAUUUGGUUAUUCACUUGAAAUAAUUCCGCCGUCGUGCAUCAGCAAUGUAGCCUAUCCAACUCUCAUGAUCAGUGCACCGGCCGACAAGGGUAAACUGUUCGUAUACUCGUUUGAACCUCAAAUCCAUCUCAUUCUUACUCUCUCUGGCACGCAAGAAAAUGGUCGUUUUGGACAGAGUUUUUCAAUUUAUAAAGACAGAUGUUGGCUGGCUGUUGGAUCGCCGACCCGUUUAACCGACUGGUACGGUGGUGUUGAUGUUAUUUUACUGUCCAAUCUUUUCGGUCAAUCAAACAUUCAUCUUCAAUUGAGUGACAUUCCUGUACGUGUCUCAAUUAGUGGUGAUAAGAUCUUUGGACGUCUAGGCACAACAAUUCAAUGGAAACCCAAUGGUGAUUUAUGCAUAUCAGCUCCGCUCGGCAAGCAAAACAUUCAGCCAUUGCAAUCACAAAAAUCCAUAGGUCGUGCGUACAUUGUAUCUGCUAGUCGAAUCUCAACGCCACUCGGUCUAGGAGUGCAAUCAAUUACAAGUAUGUGUUCGACGACUUACGUCGCUCACAAUCAAAUGAAUCGAUUCGGUACUCGUACUAAUAUUCUUUCCUCAACAUCUGUCUCCUACUAUGUCAUUUCAUCACCAUUCACAACCAUACAUGAUAAUGUUCGUCUGCCGGGCAUGUUAUAUUUUCUAUCAUUAUAA
Messenger RNA from Rotaria sordida, 2163 nucleotides. NCBI's taxonomy places the organism in Eukaryota, Metazoa, Rotifera, Eurotatoria, Philodinida, Philodinidae. The record is from the annotation of a GenBank genome assembly.